AUGAAAAGAUUUCAGCAAAUUGAGUUUAAACUUGACCUUCAUUCUAGACUUAAGGACCCAAGUAAAAACAGCUACAGAGUUAUCAUAAGCAUUAAACCCAUAAAACCUGCUAAUUAUGAGAAUAGUAAGCUAGAUGAAUAGGCAUUCAGGAUGCGAUAUAGAACGAUGAUGAAACUUGACAUAUAAGAGUAUAAAGCAAUUGAACAUCAUCUAGUAAAUAAUAACUUUAAAGUGGUAACCCCUUCACCAUCCAAGCUACCAAAGAAUAAAUAUCCCUAUAUAUUACUGAGAAUAAGUAACAUCAAAAUAUUCAGGAUACCAGCAAUAACUGAGGAAGUCUUUAAGAACUCUGAAGUAUAUAAGCAGAGAUAAAAAAUUGAGAGUUUUAAAUUGGAGUCUACUCAUUUUAAAGAUUGGCAGUUGAGUUUACUAAGACAUAUGUUUUACGGCUAUGGAAAUAGUGCUGUAUACACCUCACAUACUAAUUCAGCGUCCACUUUUAGUACUAAUAAUAAGGGCUACAAUAUCAAAAUACCAAUCAAGGCUGAUUUGCUUGAUGAUGCAUAGUUCGACGACUUGAUUGUUGCAUACCAUGAUUUUCAUCCUGUAAUUAUAGUUAAUGAUGAGGAUGAGAGCAUUAAACUCACAACCUAGACUCACUUAGAGGAACUUAGAAAUCAUGCAAGAUUAUUGUUUAAACAGGAAAGCAAUUACUUCACUUUAAUGCCCUAAAAAAUCAAGAUAACAUGCUUGAUUAUCAAAAACAAGAGUUUCAACUAUUGA
This is a messenger RNA of Stylonychia lemnae, 783 nucleotides long. Lineage: Eukaryota; Ciliophora; Spirotrichea; Sporadotrichida; Oxytrichidae. The record is from the annotation of a GenBank genome assembly.